Messenger RNA from Penaeus indicus, 889 nucleotides. RefSeq names its product mediator of RNA polymerase II transcription subunit 10-like (gene MED10). Gene Ontology annotation, biological process: positive regulation of transcription by RNA polymerase II. Gene Ontology annotation, molecular function: transcription coregulator activity. The record is from RefSeq and is a predicted model, not a curated record. Gene Ontology annotation, cellular component: mediator complex. The transcript is spliced from 4 exons. NCBI's taxonomy places the organism in Eukaryota, Metazoa, Arthropoda, Malacostraca, Decapoda, Penaeidae. The coding region runs from base 69 to 467 and encodes 132 amino acids.
ACGAUCGUCGUUAAUCUCCCUCAUCACAAAAGCUCCCAAGAAGAGCUUGAGACCGAAAGCUUAACGCCAUGUCUUCCUCAUUAGAACAGCUCGAAAAUCAACUGGAAACCUUCAUCGAGAAUGUCCGGCAGAUUGGAAUCCUCGUCAGCGAUUUCCAGCCGCAGGGACAGACCAUCUUGAAUCAGAAGUUGCAAAAUAUGAUUACAAACAUACAGGACAUUGACAAGUUACGAUCUGCUGUUCAGGAUGUCCAUGUGCCUCUUGAAGUUUUUGAAUACAUUGAUGGAGGGAGAAACCCACAGCUGUACACGAAAGAUUGUAUGGAGAAAGCACUUACCAAAAAUGAACAGGUUAAUGGACGCAUUGAUGCUUACAAGAGGUUUAAAGCAAUGCUGUUGGUCGAACUCUCCCAUGUGUUCCCCAAUGAAAUGACAAGAUAUCGUGCUGUGAGGGAAGAAUUAGGUUAAAGAAUUUGAUAAAAGCUUGAAAAUCCAUAUAUAGUGUCUAAAUCUGAUGUACCCUAACUGUAAUAUAGGAAAUUUUGCAUAUCUCCUUGCUCAAUGUACUGAAAAGGAAAGGUUGAUGAUGCAGAUUUUCUUAUUUAUUUUGUCAUUAGAAAAAUUACUGUGAUUAAAAUUAUGUUUGGAGGCUACAUUUGUUUUAUGAGGUAAUUUUCACCAUUUCAGUUUGUUUUAUGUGUGUUUAGUCUUAUUAUGAGAUGGUCACUCUCUUUAUUCUUUUUUGAUUAAUGUAAAUUAAAAGGCACAGUCUUUCCUUUGGUAUGUAAACUUUAAGGAAUAAAGUAAUAUAUGCUUAGGUUUUGGAGAAUAGGAAUACAUUUUUUUAUAUGACUAAAGUUUCAUCACUAAUAAAUGUAUUAAAAAACUGA